Rotaria socialis is the source of this 573-nucleotide messenger RNA. The record is from the annotation of a GenBank genome assembly. NCBI's taxonomy places the organism in Eukaryota, Metazoa, Rotifera, Eurotatoria, Philodinida, Philodinidae.
AUGAGCAACUGUUACAUUGGUGGUGCUCGUCUUUGCCUAACAGCCCCCAAAACACUGAGCAAUGAUACAUUCUAUACGGCUCAACCAUUGAUCUUUUGCCAAAUUCUUUCCAAUACAAAUGAUACCCUAGGAAAAUUCGUUCGUGUCACCAUUGAACUAAUCAAAGCGGUCAAUCGAACAGAAAGUCUAGAUGAAGGUGGACAAACAACUUACAGUGGUGUUUGGAUACCAAGGUUUAUCGCAGAAGGCACCAGUGACAAAAUGAGUUAUGACCAGUAUGGUUCUUAUACUCGUUACUUAACUAUUCAACAUAUAGUUGAAGUCAAAUUGAAAGAAACUUCAUUUUUCAUUAUGAAUAUUCAACAACCGAUCACACGAAAAGGCGAAGCUAUUUUCAAAGAUAUACUUUUUUCUACCAUGUGUCUUGAAUUUUGUGCUAUCGCAUUUCUUCUAUUCAAACUAGCAAUUUUACCACUACUUAAACGCUUGCUCAAAAAAUUGCAUCAAUAUGAUUUUUGUAAAAAGCGUUUCGAACAACAUAAUUUAGAUGAAACCACACUCGAUAAAAUAUAA